Messenger RNA from Cyphellophora europaea CBS 101466, 864 nucleotides. RefSeq lists its product as uncharacterized. The record is from RefSeq and is a predicted model, not a curated record. Bases 1 to 864 code for a protein of 287 amino acids. Lineage: Eukaryota; Fungi; Ascomycota; Eurotiomycetes; Chaetothyriales; Cyphellophoraceae. The transcript has a single exon.
AUGGAGAUCGAGGAUAUCAUCAACAAAGUCCGCUUCACGAGCUCAGAGAAUGAGACCGAUCGACCACGAUCACUGCGAGAAAGCACCGAUACCAGCAUAAUCUCAGAGUCAAGAUCCGCUCCAGAGUCCAUUUCUCCAUGCCUGGAGAACUUCAGCUCCGAUGACUACGGAACAUAUGAUGUCGUUGUGUCGCAUUCAGGCCCUUGCAGACGCCAAAAACAGGCUCAGGUCAAUGAAGAAGUGCAACACUGGGAGCACGGCCCUCCCAAAAAGCGACGAGCCAUGACGAAGUCAGAGACCUACGAUUCGCAGGAGCUACCCAAGCCAAGGCCUCCCCAGCAGCCGCAGCAGCAAAUGCCCGUUUCAUAUGGACAUGCUAUGCAACCAAUGUACUAUCCAGCAUAUAUGGUCGUGCCCAUGCCCGUGCACAUGCCGCCUGCCACCCAUAUGGCUCCCCAUCCAGGCAGCUUCAGUGUGUCGCAGAGACGGCACUAUCCGCCGGAGCCACAACAACGAACCUACAAGGAGGCGAAGCACUCACCGAAACCACAUCCACGCGGAGUCAGAUUGCCACCCUUGCCAGAACGGCUUCGACGCACGCAGACCACCAGCAAUCGGAAGCCUUUGCAGCUGAAAGAGAAGAAGACAAGGGUUAGGGCUCCUCCUGUAGUGCACGCGUACGAUCAUCUCAGUGUCGAGGAAGCAAUCCAGGAGCUUGCACAACGUAACAUCCACAUCACCGAUAUGGCACAAAUCGAUAUCAGCAAGGCCAAUCUGGUCAGACUCUUGCAACGAGCAGAUCGGAACAACAACAGAGGCAAUGGUAACCCAAGUGAACGUGAGCUGACGAGUACCCCGGCGUGA